Molecule: messenger RNA, 1578 nt
Organism: Lutzomyia longipalpis
Lineage: Eukaryota; Metazoa; Arthropoda; Insecta; Diptera; Psychodidae
Exons: 6
Coding region: 198-1544 (448 amino acids)
Source: RefSeq, a predicted model, not a curated record
CGAACAGUCACCUUUUCUCAAAUGCGCGCGAAAGGAUUCCCACUCUCAACCCCGUCCUGUGUGUGAGCGAUUAAUUGACUUGGCGCGAAACCCCCGCGAAAAGUUUGAAUUUUCCGCAUUCUCCGCAAUCCCCAAUUUGUGGCAAUGCCUCACGUGAAUGCGGCAAAGAAUUUAAUUGUGUGCUUCUAAUCCAGAGGAUGGGAACAUUUGUACACGGAUACGAUCAUCCAGUUUUGUGGUCUGAGGAGAAACGUCGUCUGGAGCAGAGGAAGAUUGCCGAUGAGAGUUUGCAGGUGGUGAAGCAACGGAAAGAACAGCAAUUUAGGCAGAAGAUUCAAGAGAAGGAGCAGUACAAACGAAUGAUAGAAAAACAUUAUCCGUGGGGUAAACCAGGUGGUGGUGCACCUAAUGAUAAUAUACGUAUGACGAAUAUCACAAGAAUGGGUCUCUUUCCUGAAGCCAUAAAUACGGUACGCAAUUAUGUUCCUCCUCCACCUAUGCCAAAAAUUCGUGGAGGUGGUGGAGGAGCUCCUAUACGAAGUAAUUCUGGGAGGGUCAUAACAACCUUCAGAGAUGAUCCCUCCAUAACGUUUAAGGAUCAAACGAGGAAUAUUGUGGAUAUUGAAUUAAGGUACAAAACAACACCAAAAAUGAAGAAAACUUACAAACAGGAAUUAGAUAAGAUAGUUGCUGAGAAAGCACGUAGAAAGCAAGAGAAUUGUGCUUGUGAUAAGAAUGGUGUAGAUCCGUGGGGCAAGGCUGGUCCAGGAGGUGCUCCAUGGCGUCCACCAAAUGCAAUUGGAUGCUCAUUUAUGGAAUCCAUGGGGUGGACUGAUACGAAACUCCUGCAGAAGAUGGACUCGGAAACACAUGCGGCCUACACGAAUCCCAGUCUCAAAGUUCGAGCUUCCCCUCCGUCCACUGAAGAAAAAUUGGUGUUUCCAUUCCAGGUGAAACACAUCAAGGAAGAAGCCAGGAAACCCCAUCCAUCCUGCUGCCUUAUGUGUAACUGUCUUUGUGUUAAGGACGGCAAAAAUAGGCAUCCACCACCACCACCUCCACCUCCACCGCCGCCCCUAAACAAUCCGGUCCCAAGGCGUAUUCGUCGUGAGUGCGACAAACUCACGCCAAAAGUCACGGAGACGAAGCCCAAGAAUCCGAAGCAAAAGAAGAAUGGCAAGGAUACAAGGACUAGGUCUUAUAUGGUUUCUGGAGGAGUGGAAUUGGUGCCACUUCUGGCCAAGAGAAGAGCUCAGGAGCGCUCAAUUAGUCUAUCGUCUACGGAUGUUACCAAAUACCGCGAAGCACGACAGUGGGAAAACUACAGUAUCCAAUAUCUCAAUGAUCUUUGUCGGCAAAUGGAUAGAAAGCAAAAGGCCACCGAGAAAAGCAAGAGAAUGGACAUGGAAACAAGUAGACAACACUAUGAGACAUGGAGCAGCUUCUGGGGUCGCCCAGGACACGGAGCACCGCGUGACAUCAAGAACAAAUUAAAUUUAGACGAUUUGCUUUACAAAGUACCCCUCCUAAAUAAAGCAAAUUAGUCCUAAAAGCAAGCGUUCAUUUAGGAUUAUUUUU